Triticum dicoccoides is the source of this 283-nucleotide messenger RNA. RefSeq names its product auxin-responsive protein SAUR71-like. The transcript has a single exon. The record is from RefSeq and is a predicted model, not a curated record. The coding region runs from base 2 to 283 and encodes 93 amino acids. NCBI's taxonomy places the organism in Eukaryota, Viridiplantae, Streptophyta, Magnoliopsida, Poales, Poaceae. Gene Ontology annotation, biological process: response to auxin.
GAUGAGGGAGCUGAUCAGGCGGCUGAGCUUCUGGGACCGGGUGAGCGACGGCAGCGGCGGCGUGCCGUGCGGGUGUGUGCCGGUGCUGGUGGUGGGCGACGGCGACGACGAUUGCGAGCGGUUCGUGGUGCGGGUUGAGGCGCUGCGGCACUCGCUGGCGGCCCUGCUGGAGAUGGCGGCGCAGGAGUUCGGGUACAAGCAGGAGGGCAUCCUCCGCGUCCCCUGCGCCGUCAACCAGUUCAGACAGGCGCUCACCACCGCCACCGCCUCCAGGAACUACUGA